AUGACGUUCUACUGGAACGAGGCUGCAGCCGGACCCGGUAGACCGAGAGCGCCGGUUUCCACAUCUGCGCCCAUCAACAGAGUGGAGGGGUUUUACCGAGCGGAAAUUCCCUCGUUUUCACCCAAACGGCACCGCGUUGAUGAGGGCACGCACCCCUCUCCUCAGCGCACACCAGCUCACAUCAGCAUGGAUGUGAGCCCGCAGCCUGUGCGCGGCAUAGAAAUGCCGAGCACCCGCGGCAGUCCUAAACCAGUUCCGCAUGCUCAGGGUGCGCGCACCUUCCCUCAGCGCACGCCAGCUCACAUAAGCACGGAUGUGAACCCUCAGCCUGAGUGGAACCUGACCUCCUGUGGAACCAGUGUAGCCAGCUCCGAGUGCAGCGAGGAGCUCUUCUCCUCUGUGUCUGUCGGGGAUCAGGAUGACUGUUAUUCCCUUCUAGAUGAUCAGGAACUUACGUCACUUGAUUUGUUUCCUGAGGGCAGUGUGUGCAGUGACGUAUCCUCCUCCAUCAGCACGUACUGGGACUGGUCUGACAGCGAGUUUGAGUGGCAGUUGCCAGGAAGUGACAUUGCCAGUGGCAGUGAUUUCCUGUCUGAUAUAAUCCCAAGUGUGCCAAGUUCACCAUGUUUGUUUUCCAAGAGGAAGCCAAAGCCCCACCCUCAUCGCAACCUGGAUGAAUUGCCCUGGAGUGCCAUGACCAACGAUGAACAAGUGGAGUACAUCGAGUACUUGAGUCGCAAAGUCAGCACAGAGAUGGGCUUGAGAGAACAGCUGGACAUCAUCAAGAUCAUCGACCCCUGUGCCCAGAUCUCUCCCACUGACAGCGAGUUCAUCAUUGAACUCAACUGUCUCACUGACGAGAAGCUGAAGCAGGUGCGUAACUACAUCAGGGAGCACGGCCCCCGGCACCGGGCCAGCAGCACCAGGGAGGGCUGGAAGAGGAGCAGCCACAGCAGCGCCAGCACGGGUGGAGUUAGCAGCAGUAACGCCAGCAUGGUCAGCUCUGCUAGCUCCUCCACUGGCUCUGCAGCCUCCAACUCUGUGGCAGGUGGGACAACCUCAGCCUGCAGUGGCAGCAGUGUUACCAACAUCAGCAGAGCUCACAGCGAUGGGAAUCUUUCCAGUGCUGCUGAACGGAUACGAGAUUCUAAAAAACGUUCCAAGCAGCGGAAGCUCCAACAGAAGGCCCUUCGCAAGCGGCAGCUAAAAGAGCAGCGGCAGGCUCGCAAGGAGCGCCUGAGCGGCCUGUUUCUGAACGAGGAGGUGCUGUCACUCCGGGUGACGGAGGAGGACGAUCACGGGGACGACCUGGACAUAUUGAUGUGACACCAAUGAAUCUCUCAGUGCUCCCUCUACGCCCCCCCCCCCCCCCUUCAAUAUCAACACAUUAUUAACUGCUCCACUUCAACAUGCUUUUAUCUACUGCUGCAACUACAGUGGACAGAAGGACAGAUCGACCAAGAGAACCACUUUAAGCACAUUUUGCUUCUUCAGGAGAGCCACUGUCCAUGGAGAAGUUCUCUUUAUUCAAGUGAGCUGCUCUCUGUCUGCUUAGUGUUUUGGCUACAUUUUACUUUAAGGCUCAGAGGGAGCACUGAAGGUACAGGUUCAAACCGACGCCCACAAUCACUCCCCAUAACUGUACAUGUCUUUACUUUGCAUACACUUGUUGUCUUGAUUGUAAAUAGAUAAUAACAU
This is a messenger RNA of Nematolebias whitei (Rio pearlfish), 1698 nucleotides long. It is a transcript of the gene fam199x, whose product is annotated as family with sequence similarity 199, X-linked. The transcript is spliced from 8 exons. The record is from RefSeq and is a predicted model, not a curated record. Bases 1 to 1326 code for a protein of 441 amino acids. NCBI's taxonomy places the organism in Eukaryota, Metazoa, Chordata, Actinopteri, Cyprinodontiformes, Rivulidae.